AUGCGCCCCUGUACCGCCUCCUCAUGCUGCUGCCAGGCCCGUAAUCUGCCAUGGGCCCCGUACGACUCCUCAUGCUGCUUGCCAGGCCCCUAAUCUGUCAUGGGCCCCUGUACCGCCACUCCUCAUGCUGCUGCCAGGUCCAGAGUGUGUCAUGGGUCCCUGUACGGCCUCAUUGCUGCUGUCUCCAUCGCCACACUCUGCCAUGUGCCACUUUCAGGUCUCCUCACACUGCUGGUGGUUUCCAUUUUUGUCAUAGGGUGCUGUUUAUGGCCUCCCAUUGCUGCUGCCUCCACCGCCACACUGUGGCUCCACACUCUGGUUUUGGCCCCGUGACUGCCCAAAUGUAGAUGAAGUGUGCGGUGAUUUCUAAGAUCGACGGGCACUCAUCUGCAUGUCAUACUGACUGUCAGUAUUAUUUUCUCUUCCCCAGGACCCAAGGACUGGUAAGAUUCA
Staurois parvus is the source of this 453-nucleotide messenger RNA. Lineage: Eukaryota; Metazoa; Chordata; Amphibia; Anura; Ranidae. The record is from the annotation of a GenBank genome assembly.